AUGUCGGCCUUCGAUGGGAUCGGCCUUUCGUCAAGUAUUCACUUCGAUAUCUACAUCGACGACGCGCCCUUGAGCAAGACGGGCACCUUCCGCCAAGUCACGCAAGGUAUUCUUGCUGGUGCCCGAUCGCUGCAUUCUGCUAUCACGUCGUCUCUCACAUGCAAGCUGGCCAUGGAUAAGAUCGGAGUGGUCACUUGUCAUAGGUCGGUCGCUGAGGUUAUCCAUGAGCAGCUAGGCCCCCUUGCGGCGGGGCAAGCUAAGGCCGGCGUAAGCAACCUAGGCAUCGACGCUGCCGCUGGGAAAGCUGCGCGCGCGGUCAAGGACGGGACGUCGCUCUAUCGGACUGGCUGGUCGACGGACAACUCCUGCACCAUCGCGGACGAUUUCGGCCGAGAAGUCCCGCUUGCGUUGAACUCCCUUAGAAUGGUCCAGUACUUGUGCAAGGAGUCGGUGAGAGGGGUGGAGAUCAGGAGGCUGGUCAAAAUCGGGCAGCUGGUGCAGGCCGUGCUGCGGUGGAGGUACCAGAGGAUGGAAUGGCGGGAGGCCCACGGCCGGGAUCCCGGUGCGCUCGACGCGGCCGUGGAGCCGCACCUCGAGCUGGGCUUCUGCCGGGAGAAGAACAACCUUCUCCUCCGGCUGGUCGAAGGCCGCGGCGGCCCCGCGGAGUGCCCGCGGUACUACCGCGAGCGCCCCGAGGCCGACCGCGGCGGCGCCCCGCGCAGGCCGCCCGAGGAAGCCUGCGCCGCGCAGCGCGCGCGGGACGAGCUGGCGGACACCGCUGGCGCGGCGGAUCCGGAGGGCUGCCUCGCGGGCGCGCGUGGGCGCGGCAGGUCGCCGAGCUGCAGGGGCAGGGCGAGGUCCCUGGCGGGCGAGCCGGAGGGCUCGGUGGAGCCGUUCCGCAGCCGCAGUGAGCCCCCCCUCGGCCGGCGGGUGCCCGACCUGUACGACGACCCCUUCGAGCCGCCGCCGCAGGAGCUCUGGAGCACCCACGCGGCCGCGCCGCCGGUGCCGUUCGCGAGCGCAGGGUACGCCGCCCUCGCCGGGCCCGGCGCCGCCGCGCCGCCGCCCUGCCCGCUCUUCCUGGGCGUGCUGGUGCCCGCCGCGCUCCUCGCGGCGCCGACCCCCGCGCGCCUCGCGGCCGGCACCCGCGGCGACGCGGCGGCGUGCAAGGCCAGCUCGGCGCCUGCGUCACCAAGGCCGCGGCCGGUCCUGGGCGCCCAGGGCGCCCCGGGCGCUCGGGGCGCCUAG
This is a messenger RNA of Prorocentrum cordatum, 1248 nucleotides long. Lineage: Eukaryota; Dinophyceae; Prorocentrales; Prorocentraceae. The record is from the annotation of a GenBank genome assembly.